Alternaria burnsii is the source of this 4560-nucleotide messenger RNA. Its product is annotated as patatin-like serine hydrolase. Bases 1 to 4560 code for a protein of 1519 amino acids. The transcript has 3 exons. The record is from RefSeq and is a predicted model, not a curated record. Gene Ontology annotation, cellular component: endoplasmic reticulum. Gene Ontology annotation, biological process: lipid metabolic process. Gene Ontology annotation, molecular function: phosphatidylcholine lysophospholipase A1 activity. NCBI's taxonomy places the organism in Eukaryota, Fungi, Ascomycota, Dothideomycetes, Pleosporales, Pleosporaceae.
AUGGCCUCCAUGGCAGUUCCAGGAACUGCCACGUCUCGCUCACUCGCGGAUGUCUCCAGAGCAGUUGUAUAUAACACAGCAGAGGCCAUAUCCGACUCUGUGCUCGGCAUGAAACCCGCCGAUACUACACCGUCGACCAGCUUUGGUCUCUUAGGGCGUGUCAUUCUAUCCAUUCUCAGUGUACUGCCUACCCUUCUGUACUGGGUUACAUAUACCCUACCGACAUGGCUGUUCACGCUCUUUUCCAUGAGCUUGACCUUCACAAUGAACUUCACAACUCUGAUGCUCGUUGUCGUCUUCGUUGUAUCUACCGUCAGCUACUUCGUAAGGUAUAGAUACAUGACUAUGUACGCACGACUACCGCCUGAGCCGCAGCGUGAAGAACCACAAGUCGAGGUCUUUCCAGACAGUGCCGAGAGCGACUCCAAGAGGGGCUUGUCUAACUACCUUGAUGAAUUCUUGAGCGCGAUCAAAGUGUUCGGUUACUUGGAGCGCCCAGUCUUCCACGAGCUGACCCGCACCAUGCAGACUCGCCGGCUGGUAGCUGGCGAGACCAUUCUCUUGGAAGAAGAGAAAGGCUUUUGUCUCGUAGUAGAUGGCUUAGUCCAGAUCUUUGUCAAGUCAAAUCGGAAUGAUUCAGAUUCUGAUGAGGAUGACAUGGGCGAGGGAUCACCCGGCGACCGCCACCGACAGGGCUACCAGCUUCUUACUGAAGUGAAAAAUGGAGCACCAAUGUCUUCGCUAUUCUCCAUUCUCUCUCUAUUUACAGAAGAUGUCAAGCUGCGUCAUGACGAAGAUGAAGACCCACGGCCAAGUGUGCCGGGGACACCACAACGAGAAGCAAGACCAUCCAUGUCGCGAAACAGUAGCUUUGCUUUCGACGAUUCGAGACCGCACACUCCACACGAAGUCCCUGAGGCCAAAAUACGGCAUCGAAGAACAUCAACUUUAAACAGUCCAACAGCAGGCGGUCGACUUCAAAGUGUACCGCCCUUGUCGUUGGAUUUGGAUGGCUUCGGUGACGAGCGUAUCAAGCACAGCAAAACUCGAGGAUCACCUUCGCGUCCAGCGAAACCCAAGUCUGCCCAUCCAGAUAUUGUCGCGCGCGCAACCGUAGACACAACCAUCGCUAUCAUUCCGGCUACUGCAUUUCGUCGAUUAACGCGCAUAUACCCUAAAGCGACGGCGCAUAUUGUUCAGGUCAUCCUCACGCGGCUCCAGAGAGUUACUCUUGCGACCAGCCAUGCUUACCUUAGUCUGACGAACGAGGUCCUCCGCACGGAAAAGCUCAUGAAUAAGUACACUACCUACGAUCUUCCAGGGUUCCUACGUGAUGCUCCUCUUGAACGACUCAAGGAGAAGUUUGCAAAAGAAACGGAACGUAUUGGCUCAGACGAGGGCAUGAAGGGGAUAGCAUUGCACAACCCUGGAGCUGGUCGCCGACGGAGAUCUAGUGUCUCGUUGAGAAGAGGAACAGCUGCACAGGCCCGGCUUGCCGCCGUCCGCGGAGCCAACACUAAUAUAAGUAACCAAGCAUUACCCAAGAUCACAUCACCUGACCAGGGACCGCGCAACGACAGAAUCAGCGCAGGUGAUCUGUUGACCAACUCGCAGAUGGCGCGAGGGACCGGUCGCAGUGGCCGUAGCAGCUUUUCUCAGCCAUAUCAACAUCAACAGGACCGUCGUGACAUGCGCACACCAUUGGAAGCUAGCAAUUUCAACCCUUUCGCGUCUCCCUCGCUACGUCCCAAAACGCUCCACCGCCAAGAAUCUAUCGAUGAAGCUACAGUGUUUAGGGAGUCUAUACUGGGGUGCAUGUUCAAGGCUAUCGGACUCACUAAUCCAGAGAAUCCCAUGCCCAGGCCAACUGCUUCGGUGGAACAAUCACCUCAACUUGUCUCCUUCGACGCCAAGAGACAAAAGGCCGUCUUCACGAACGCAUUCGGUUUCAUCGACCCUUAUGCUGGGGGUUUGCGGGACGGAGACACCGAGUCUGUAGCGUCAGCAUCAGGAAUGUCCAGCAUGAGCGCUGCAGGACCACAUAACAUAUUGGAAGAAGUCGUCAACGAUGUGGAAAUUGUUUUCUUCCCCAAAGAUUCCGUACUUGUGGAACAGGGAGAAAGGAACCCCGGCUUAUACUACGUGAUCGAUGGAUUCCUGGAUGUGAGCGUGCCCAUUGAAGAUGACGGACCCGAAACCAACGUGCUAGGGACACUUCCGAAUGGGCCUGGCUUGACUGAAGAUGAUCUUUUUGGUUCGUCACCACGCCCAGCAGGAUCAGGUACUCCUUCACGAACUGCUGCAGAUGGUAGUAAGAGAAAGCGGACAAGGCGCAGUCUGUUCAUGACUAAGCCUGGUGGAUUAGCUGGCUAUCUUGGAGCGGUAUCGUCGAACCGAUCCUUCGUCGAUGUAACAGCUAAGACGGAUGUUUACGUGGGCUUCUUGCCCCGCUCAGCCAUUGAAAGAAUUGUCGAACGGUACCCUGUCGUACUACUCACGAUAGCAAAACGUCUAACGACACUCCUCCCACGCUUGAUUCAGCAUAUCGACUUCGCUUUAGAAUGGGUUCAAGUAAAUGCUGGCCAAGUCAUCUACAAUCAGGGCGAAGAGAGUGACGCUAUCUACAUCGUCUUGAAUGGACGAUUGCGAGCAAUCCGCGAUGCUGAAAGCAGCGCUGUAAAGGUCAUUGGGGAAUACGGCCAAGGCGACAGCGUUGGUGAACUCGAAGUACUCACGGAAUCCUCUCGACCCGGAUCACUACAUGCUAUUCGAGAUACAGAACUUGCAAAGUUCCCGAAGACUCUCUUCAACAGCCUGGCUCUGGAACAUCCCGGUAUCACCAUCAAGAUAUCAAAGAUCAUCGCGUCUCGAAUGAGAGCUUUAGUUGACGAUCCACUGCAUGAACAAAGCAAAGAGCGUGGCACAAAAGCCACUCGGGCAAAUGUUUCUUCCACCAUCAAUCUCCGUACUGUUGCUGUUCUUCCGGUGACUGCUGGAAUUCCAGUGGUAGACUUUGGAAGUCGCCUAGUAAACGCACUCACACAAAUUGGUAUGCCACAAGGUGUGGUAUCUCUCAAUCAAGCUGCCAUUCUAAAUCACCUCGGAAGGCAUGCCUUCAGCCGCAUGGGCAAACUUAAACUUUCGCAAUACCUUGCCGAUUUAGAGGAAAGGUAUGGUAUGGUCAUCUAUGUCGCCGAUACACCAGUCAAGUCGCCCUGGACUCAGACGUGUAUCAACCAAGCGGACUGCAUUCUCCUCGUGGGCCUAGCUGAGUCGUCACCAAACAUUGGCGAGUACGAGCGGUUCCUUUUGACAACGAAGACGACUGCACGCAAGGAGCUGGUGCUUCUGCAUUCGGAAAGGUACUGUCCUUCGGGAUUGACGAGAAAGUGGCUGCGCAACCGCCCAUGGAUCAAUGGCAGUCACCAUCAUAUUCAUAUGUCAUUCCGUGCAACCUCAGAACCAGUGCAUCACGCCGGAAGACGUUUCGGAAACGCGCUGAAGCAACGUGUACAAGUCAUCCAGGCUGAGAUCCAGAAGUACACUUCAAGGAAAGUCCGACAGACGCCGCUCUACUCAGCAGACACGCCUUUCAAGGGUGACUUUCAUCGCCUUGCACGACGUUUGUGUGGCCGCUCAGUCGGUCUUGUGUUGGGGGGUGGCGGCGCUCGUGGUAUAUCCCAGAUCGGUAUCAUCCGUGCGCUUGAGGAAGCUGGUAUUCCGAUCGACAUCGUGGGUGGUACAUCCAUCGGCAGUUUCAUAGGUGCGCUCUACGCUUGGGAUGCGGAUGUCGUUCCCAUGUAUGGUCGAGCGAAGAAGUUUGCAGGCCGCAUGGGUAGCAUGUGGAGAUUUGCACUCGACCUCACUUAUCCUUCUGCUUCAUAUACUACUGGCCACGAGUUCAACCGCGGUAUCUUCAAGACAUUUGGUAACUCACAAAUGGAAGACUUCUGGCUCGAAUUCUACUGCAAUACUACCAACAUCAGCAAGUCGCGUUCGGAAAUCCACACAAGCGGAUACGUCUGGCGCUAUGUUCGCGCAUCAAUGUCGCUUGCUGGAUUACUUCCUCCGUUAUGUGACAACGGUAGUAUGCUUUUGGAUGGUGGUUACAUCGACAACUUGACCGUCACACACAUGAAGAGUCUCGGUGCAGAUGUCAUCUUCGCCGUCGACGUCGGCAGUCUUGAUGACAAUGCACCGCAGUCUUUCGGCGACUCACUGAGUGGCUUCUGGGCAACGUUCAAUCGGUGGAAUCCAUUCUCUAGCUUACCCAACCCUCCGACUUUGUCGGAAAUUCAGUCGCGCCUCGCGUAUGUGUCUAGUAUCGAUGCGCUGGAACGUGCGAAGAACACACCGGGAUGCAGGUAUAUGCGUCCGCCAAUUGAUCCGUACGGCACGCUUGACUUUGCGAAGUUUGAAGAGAUCUACGAGGUUGGGUACAAAUACGGCAAAGAAUAUCUAGCGCAACUUCGCGAACAAGGCGUGCUCCCCGUCACCGAAGAGACGGAGAAAGAGAAGAAUCUCCGACGGACAAUGGCACCGCGACGGGCAAGCAUUUAG